This is a messenger RNA of Osmia bicornis bicornis, 587 nucleotides long. RefSeq lists its product as uncharacterized. The transcript has 3 exons. NCBI's taxonomy places the organism in Eukaryota, Metazoa, Arthropoda, Insecta, Hymenoptera, Megachilidae. The record is from RefSeq and is a predicted model, not a curated record. Bases 57 to 569 code for a protein of 170 amino acids.
AGAAUUGGGUGGUCGAAGGUAGGCGCGACUGUAUAAAAUCAAAGGGGGCUAUCGAAAUGGUAUCACACGAGACAACGCUCUCUUUACGUUUCCGAUCAUCGCUAACCCGUUCGAUAAACCCAGAAGACACAAUGGUGCAUCUAUCCAGCGUUGCAAUUCUUGCAAUUACGUGCUGUUGUUUGGUGAUGUUCAUCAAAGCCGAAGACGACAGCUCGUUGUCGGAACAGAGUCAAUCAACGCUGUUAAAUUACGAUGCUGGUGAAAUAAGGGGAAGCGAUGAAGGGGAUGCAACAGCCCCUUUAAACAGGCAAAAAAGAACGCUUUUCUUGAAAAAGAAAUUGAUCGGUGCUGGUCUUCUAGGAUUCGGUUUGGGUAUCGCGAAAGGGUACAAAGCAGGAUAUUAUUCGGCACCGGAAGUACGCCACGUGUAUCUGUCGCCACCCCCGGCGUCCACGAAAUACGUUGAAUACGUUGAGAAGCCUGUUUAUAUUGAAAGAAUAAUCGAAAGGCCUGCUCCAGUUUAUAAACCCGUACAUGUUGAAUACAGAGAGUCUUCUCCUUAUGGGUGAGCAUCGUUUAUCAUGGAC